ACCAUUCUCACUCUUUCUUUCGGUCUUUUACGGGACUGGACACACAUUAUUUUUCUUAACGAGGGGAAGCAACCAAGGGACAAACAGCAGAGAUGAAAAAUGCUUUUUUACAUAUUUACCUAUCAAAAUUGUAGGUGCUUUUUUGGAUGUUGAGUUUCCCUCACUUUUGUUCUUUGUGUUAUAAUAUUAGUCUCUUUCUCUCUCAAACAUUUUCUAGAGAGAGAGAGAUAGAGAGAGAGAUAUAAAGAGUGAGAGAGAGAGAGAUAGAAAGAAAGAUAGAGGGGAAUCAGACAAACAAAAAGUGUCAUAAUUUUGAUCACUGUCUGCCAAAAAGUCAUUUUAUUUGGUCCAGAACGAUACUAUUUGGACGAUACUAUUUGGAUUUGACCAUUUUUAUUUUCUAACUGAGUUUGUUUAGACGUGUACCUGGAUAACCUGACAUGACAAUACCUUCCUAUAGGCAUGURUCUGCUAUCACAGAGGUGCAAAUUGUUCAUCUAUAAGAUUGAUACCGUUCACUAAGAAAUUUGAUUUCAUUUUCAAUCUGGUCAGACACAUUUCCAAAGAGAAAAACUACUGGACAGUGCUGGACAUGAACUGAUAUGAGGGGAUCAUCCCCAAGCUCGGAACCAGAAACAUAGAACUAACUGACACACUGACGGACAACGAGGCAUAACCGUGGAAACGGGCAGACUGCCGCCCAAGUACACUCACUGACCCACGGAGACGGACAGACAGACAGUCUGAUGCCAACUGUCUCUGCUGUCAAUCUCACGGCACAACUCCUCCUGCUGUUGCUAUGGGCAACCCACCCGACCAUGGCAACCAACUGGCUCUCCCUGGCGAGGAUGCCGCGCUCGCGGCCCGUGUCGGGUGCUGCCCCCUGUGGGCGGCUGAGGGGACUGUCCGUGGGGCAGGUGGGGGUGUGCAGGGCGCGGGGAGAAGUCAUGGAGUCUGUGCGCAAGGCAGCCGAGAUGGUCAUAGAGGAGUGCCAGCACCAGUUUCGUAAUCGGCGUUGGAACUGCUCCACCACCCCGCGUGGAGUCAACGUGUUCGGUAGAGUCAUGAGCCAAGGCACCCGUGAGGCGGCCUUUGUGCACGCCCUGUCCUCGGCGGCGGUAGCGGUUGCAGUGACGCGAGGCUGCAGCCGGGGGGAGCUAGAGCGGUGUGGCUGCGACAGGAAGGUCAGAGGGGUCAGUCCCGAGGGUUUCCAGUGGUCUGGGUGCAGUGAUAACCUUUCCUAUGGUGUGGCCUUCUCCCAGACCUUCGUGGAUGAGACGGAGCGUGCCAAGGGGAUGUCYGCAGGGCGACCCCUCAUGAAUGUCCAUAACKACGAGGCUGGACGGAAGGCUAUCCUCCAUAACAUGCAGGUGGAGUGUAAGUGRCAUGGUGUCUCGGGAUCCUGUGAGCUGAGGACRUGCUGGAAAGUCAUGCCCCCAUUUCGGCGCGUCGGCGCCGUGCUGAAGGAACGCUUUGAUGGAGCCACAGAGGUGCGUCUGUCCCGUAUCGGCUCCAGGACAGCCCUGCUGCCCCGGGACCCCCAGGUCAAACCUCCCGCCGCCAGGGACCUGGUGUACCUCGCUGUCUCUCCAGACUUCUGCCGUCUCGACCCCGACAAUGGGAUCCCCGGGACGGCCGGCCGACGCUGUAACGGCACCUCCCGGCUGGCCCCAGAUGGCUGUGAGCUGGUGUGUUGUGMGCCAGGGUACCGGGCAGGCCGGGCRGAGYUGGUGCAGCGCUGCUCCUGUAAGUUCUCCUGGUGCUGCUCGGUCCGCUGCCAGCAGUGCAAGAACACAGUGAUGAUCCACACCUGCCGAGAGUGAACCCAGUCUAUGCAGAACCCAGAGCACUGAGCAGACACGCAAGAACCUUACACCUGUCCAGACACUCUAGAACACAGCCCAGACACUCCAGAACACUACCCAGACACAACAAUGUCCAGACACUCUAGAACACAAC
Salvelinus sp. IW2-2015 is the source of this 1959-nucleotide messenger RNA. It is a transcript of the gene wnt4b, whose product is annotated as wingless-type MMTV integration site family, member 4b. Gene Ontology annotation, molecular function: frizzled binding; cytokine activity. The record is from RefSeq and is a predicted model, not a curated record. Gene Ontology annotation, biological process: multicellular organism development; canonical Wnt signaling pathway; cell fate commitment. Gene Ontology annotation, cellular component: extracellular region. Lineage: Eukaryota; Metazoa; Chordata; Actinopteri; Salmoniformes; Salmonidae.